Molecule: messenger RNA, 2203 nt
Organism: Hypomesus transpacificus
Lineage: Eukaryota; Metazoa; Chordata; Actinopteri; Osmeriformes; Osmeridae
Gene: tdp2a
Product: tyrosyl-DNA phosphodiesterase 2
Exons: 6
Coding region: 669-1943 (424 amino acids)
Biological process (GO): double-strand break repair
Cellular component (GO): PML body; cytoplasm
Molecular function (GO): single-stranded DNA binding; 5'-tyrosyl-DNA phosphodiesterase activity
Source: RefSeq, a predicted model, not a curated record
CGAAUGUCGAAUAUGAAACUAACUUCACCUGUAGCCUGAUCCUUGUGUCAGACCACAGGUCAGGAUAGGGCAGCGUAGGAGACAGUAGGCUUAUAUCUUUCGGUUUACUUACUAAAUAUUUAGCAUGAAAUUAAAUCUGAUAUUAGAUGACGGGAAAUUCAGUUUCGAUUUCCCUUCUGAGGACGAGUGGGCGGGAUUUACGUAGAACGUAGUAGCGUUUCAAGCAAGUUUCAAGAUCUGCAGACAACAGAACUACACGAAGCUGGUAUAACCGGUUUGAAUAUCUAACUGUAAGAUAAAGGCGUUCUUGGUCCGUGUACGUGAGUUUAAUUCCUUAUAUAAUUAUAACGGAACACGCAUGAAUACGAAAAACGUUUGUGAGUCCGUUUUUUCGUUCUUUUGCAAAACGGAAAAACGGAUUUGUUCUUCAUGGCAAGCCUAGAAAUUUGUUUUUAUUUAGCAAGCCUAUACGCAGGCCAAAGUUUAUGUACAUGCGUGCGUGUGUCUGGUGGCACAAAAGUGUCAAGCAACCCAACCCCGGAAGUCAGAACGUAGGGCAGUCUGCUGUCAAAUCAGCUCCUUUUCUUUUAUUUAAAGCCUUGUUGUCAGCGAUCUGUGUUUGAGUACGGAUAAUAUUUUUUCCUUUGUGCCGUGGUAGAAACUUCGAAAUGGGGGACAAUCAAGUAUCAGAGAAAAGCAAUUCUACAAGGCCAGGAAAUGGUGACCAGAAGAUGGGUGACUGUCUAAAACAGACCUCAAGGAGAAAGAAGAAAAGGGGGAAGAAAGAAGGAAAUGGAGAGAAUAGGGACAAUAAGGAGGGAGAAACAAAUGAAUCUGCCUCAGCAUCUACUGACCCCGUCCAACACCGAAACUCAAAAGAAAUACAAGCAGGGAAGUCAACCGCAAAGGAACUUCAUCCAAAUCAAGAUAAUAUUAAACUACAGCGACACGAGUUUACAAGUUUAACCUCACUUAAUUCUCCUCUGACCUCAACAAAGAAGCCAAAACAGGAACAGGUUCUGUCCAGACAAUCACCCCUUCUGCAGUCAUCUCCUGACCAACCAGACUGGUCACCUCUGCCACAGUCAUCUCCUAACCAAUCAGACCAGUCACCCAGUGACGCGGUUCAUGAAGAGGUGCCUAAGAAAAAGGCUGAUCCAAACAAGCUGAGCCUGCUGACCUGGAACAUAGAUGGCCUGGACUUGGAGAACAUUAAAGAGCGUUUCUACAACCUCAUAGACCACCUGAUCGAAUACCACCCAGAUGUGGUGCUGCUGCAGGAGGUGGUCCCGCCCCUCGUAAAGGCCUUAAAGGAGGUUCUGAAGCCGUAUCACGUUUUGCCAGGUGAUGACAGAGGUUACUUCACGGCCAUUCUGCUGAGGAAGUCCAGACUCCAGCUCUUGGACUCCAGCAUCGUCAAGUACCCCAACACAAAAAUGCAGAGGAAUUUGCUAAUGGCCCAUGUGAGCUUCUUUGGUCGCCCCCUGUGUCUGAUGACCUCUCACAUGGAGAGCAUGAAGGACAACUCCAAGGAGCGCGUCUCUCAGCUGAGGCAGGUGUGGAGAAGCAUGGAUGAGCAGCCGAGCGACCUCACCGUCAUCUUCGGAGGAGAUACCAACCUCAGGGACCGUGAGGUCAGUGAGCUUGGCGGCCUACCUUGGGGUAUCAGGGAUGUGUGGGAGUCCCUGGGCAGCCCGAAAGACUGCUCCUUCACCUGGGACUUGCUCACCAACAACAACAAGGAGCUCCCCUUCCCAGCCCGCCUCCGGUUUGACCGCCUGUUUUUGCGGCAGGCUGUCAAGGGGUGGAGGGCUACGGCCGAGGACAUGGUCCUGGUCGGCAUGGAGAGGCUGGAGUGCAGCCGGUUCAUCAGUGACCACUGGGGCAUCCUGUGCACCUUCACCAUGAACCCUCCCAGUCCACCAACAGCCGAGCAACGCUAAAAAAGCUAACUACAGCUAUGUCUGUUGUGUGUAUCUGCAGUGUUUGCGGGCCCCGCCACAGCAACAUUUCUGCUGCCACUGUAUCAGAAAUAGGGCUGUACUAAAUUUUAGGCCGUCUAUCUGCCGUGAUUGUUAGAGUGCAUCUCAGAGAAUGGCACGGACAGACCUGCCCCCACUGAACCCCCAAAAAAGAGGAAACACUGAUCUGUCCAGAUUGUUUGCUGUUUUAUUUAUAUCAGUAAAUGAAGUCAGUGCCUUGA